AAUAUGAGGUUUCCGUUUUCUCAAUCUUCGUGUGUGAUACCAAAUUGAUUUUUUUUUAUAUCAUUUGGAUUUUGUAAACUCUAUAAGUAUGAAAGUUCAAGAUUCGAAGCCUAUAUCCUAAAUCUAUUCCUUCAACUUACGAAAAACAAGACAAAAAAAAAAAAGCGACAAUGAGAUUGUUCUUAGUGUUUGCGAUUCUCUUUGGCUUUUACAGUGAGGUCUAUGGGAAAGGUUCUUUAGAUAUCGAUAUGAAAUUGAAGGCUCUUAAUAAGCCUGCGUUGAAGACCAUCAAGAGUGAAGAUGGAGAUAUAAUAGAUUGUAUUGAUAUCUAUAAACAGCAUGCCUUUGAUCAUCCCGCUUUAAGAAACCACAAGAUUCAGAUGAAACCAAGAGUGGAGUUUGGUGCAAUGAAGACUACUAUUCCAAACAACGGUUCUGAUGAACAAAUAACGUCUCAGAUUUGGUCCAAAUCUGGAGACUGUCCUACUGGGACAAUACCGGUUCGUAGAGUUAGUAGAGAAGACAUAAGAAGAGUCUCUUCACCGUCUCGUUUUGGGAAAAAACCUCCUCGUAAAUACAGUUUUCUCGACAACGCACUUCAGCACAAGGGCAAUUUCAAUAUAACUGCUGAAAGAGUAAACCGUCCCCGCCCAAUGUUUAUAUCGGAGGCAGUCCUUAUCGCCCUAGGGUACAAUUAUCUUGGCGCUCAAUCCGAUAUAAAUGUGUGGAAUCCUCCGAGGGUUCAGGCAAGCGAUUACAGCUCUUCUCAGAUAUGGCUACUUGGUGGACUCUCAGAUACGUUUGAAAGCAUAGAAGCUGGUUGGGCGGUGAAUCCAAGCGUUUUCGGGGACUCACGCACUCGUCUCUUCACCUAUUGGACUAAAGAUGGAUAUGAUCAAACAGGGUGCUUCAACCUCUUAUGUUCUGGUUUUGUGCAAACAAGUACUAAGUUUGCCUUAGGCGGAGCAAUAGAACCCGUUUCGACUCCCUCGCAAAAACAAUAUUACUUCACCGCCAGCAUGUCCUUGGAUACAGGCAACGGGGAUUGGUGGCUUGUUUACGCAAACCACGUGGUAGGUUAUUGGCCAGGGUCACUCUUUAGUUACCUCAAACAUAGCGCAACCGCGGUGCACUGGGGUGGAGAAGUCCAUAGUCCUAACGUGCGGAAGAAGCAGCACACAAGAACUUCGAUGGGGAGUGGACAAUGGGCAUCUUACUUGUGGGCCCAAGCUAGUUACCACACAAACAUUAGGAUCAAGGACAAUUCUUUACAGAUAAAAUACCCCGAGUAUCUAUCCGAGUAUGCUGAUGAGUACAACUGUUAUUCUACAAAGCUGCAUCGGAGAACGUAUAAGUCAGAGCCUCACUUUUACUUUGGAGGACCUGGCCAGAAUUCUCGUUGUCCUUAAUCUCAUUUUUAUUUUUUUUAAUGUUCAUUCAGAAAGUAUGAUACAUUCUCUACCUUCUUGUCAAAUUGA
Messenger RNA from Camelina sativa (false flax), 1478 nucleotides. Its product is annotated as protein neprosin-like. Lineage: Eukaryota; Viridiplantae; Streptophyta; Magnoliopsida; Brassicales; Brassicaceae. The record is from RefSeq and is a predicted model, not a curated record.